Gymnodraco acuticeps is the source of this 1360-nucleotide messenger RNA. It is a transcript of the gene caly, whose product is annotated as calcyon neuron-specific vesicular protein. Lineage: Eukaryota; Metazoa; Chordata; Actinopteri; Perciformes; Bathydraconidae. The record is from RefSeq and is a predicted model, not a curated record. Gene Ontology annotation, molecular function: clathrin light chain binding. The coding region runs from base 334 to 936 and encodes 200 amino acids. The transcript is spliced from 5 exons. Gene Ontology annotation, cellular component: membrane; endosome. Gene Ontology annotation, biological process: G protein-coupled dopamine receptor signaling pathway; endosomal transport; clathrin coat assembly.
CCUGUGAGUCGCGUGAAGAUGCGCAUUCAGAGCUGUUUCCACCGGAGCACCGAGCAGCGCGAGGCGGAACUACGUGCGCAGUCCUGCCGUGAAUCACACAUCACCACGGCAACCGGCGGUCACACCAAGUCCCCGUCAGCAUCACCGGGGUCCGAUCACAUCCAGAGCCCACCGGAGAGCACAGGACACACACAGCAGCAUCUCGGAUUUGAGCUUCAAGCAGCUGUCGCAUUUGUUUAUAGAGCACACAAUCUGAGUCAGUCUGACCUGAGCUGCCUGUCCCCCUGCCAUCUAUCCAGAUCAAUCCCGGCAUUUUCAGGCAGCUAAGCAGCCAUGGUGAAGUUAGGCAGCAAUCUGUCUGAUAAACUGGAGAAGCAGCCGUCUGCUGACGACGGAUUUGAUAACAUCCCGCUGAUCACACCCCUGGAGGUCAGCCAGCUCCAGAGGUCGUACGCAGACAGGGUCAUUGUGAAGACAUCAACACAAUAUCAGCUGCAGCAGAAGAAAAAGAACAAGCCUUACGUUCCCAAUAUCAAGAAGCUGAAUAUCAACUUCUACAGUGAUGUUACAGAGAAAGCCAAGGUCACAGGUCUGAUCCUCAUCACUUUGGCCUUCCUGACCAGCUUGCUCCUCCUGCUCAUGUACAAAGCUAUGUGGUAUGACCAACUUACCUGCCCAGAGGGAUUCAUCCUGAAGCAGAAGCACUGCACCCCGGCCGCUCUGGAGAUGUACUACACUGAGCAGCAGCAGCAGCAGGAGGAGCCGGGGGUGCACGGCGGCGCUGGGCUGUAUGCUGCGCUCAGCCACCUCAACCAGGUGAAGAGGACCGGACCUGAACUGCCAUCGGCAUGGUUACCAGUCCCCAGUGCCCUGAACGAGGCAGAGGUGACCAACCAACGCAGCGAGCUGCUGACAGGCGAGCAGGAGGGAGAGUAGUGAGGGGCGGACAGGUGUUACAGCAGGAAAUGAUGAUGGGGAGGCAGCGUAGGUUAUUUUUUGACCCUGUGUUUAGGAUUUGUUUCUUUCCUCGUACAGACCAUUAAAUCAGUUGUUUAUACUGGUGCUCCAAAACCUUUAGGUACAAUAGCAUGUUAGGGCCAAGUCAGAGAUUUUACUAACAGUAAUUAAGUUGUUAAUUCAAUAGAAUAUAUAUUUAGAUUAUAAUGUCAUCUAUUUGAGUGAAGUAAAUAUACAACUUUAUUCACUCAAAGAUGUAUCCACGUUUUUUUAUUUUCUUUGUAAAUGUAUUUAAAGUAGGCCUAUUACCCUUCUCACUGACUCCGUAUUAGCCCUGAUAUGCCGUUGUACAAAGGUGUCUGUAUAACAAAUUAAAGUUCAACCAUCAGCUAUGUAAACCACA